UUUCUAAAGGAAAUGUUAUCUUUGCACAGAGAGGUCUGGUGUAAGUGAGAUGUCUUUCUGACUUUGGUAAAGCAGAGUAGAUUUUCAGAGACAAAGAUGAAAAAAAGCUACAGUCAUUUGUGAAGUGCGCUCAGACGUUCAAAAAUGAAAGUUCCUAUAAAACACCUCAGCUUUGCCUUUUUGGUAUUAUCCUUUACAUUUGUACAAGCUCAAGGCAUUGUCACGGUAGGCGGUAAUGAUCCUGGAAAAGUGUGUGUCUUCCCCUUUUCCUAUGACAAGCAGAUGUACUUCGAAUGCACAACAAUCAAUAACAACCACAUUCCCUGGUGUGCCACAACCAGUGAUUAUCCCAAAGACAACAAGUGGGGUAAUUGCCCUUUUACAGGGCCUCCUACCACUGGUGGAAACAGUAAUGGUGCACCCUGUAAAUUUCCAUUUAAAUACAACAAUAAGGAUUACUAUUACUGCACUACAGACAAUGAGGAAUCAAAAAAACUCUGGUGCGCUACAGUUUCAAAUUAUGCUCAAGACGCAAAGUGGGGAUACUGCCCCACAUCAGGCAUUGUCACGGUAGGCGGUAAUGAUCCUGGAAAAGAGUGUGUCUUCCCCUUUUCCUUUGACAAGCAGAUGUACUUCGAAUGCACAACAAUCAGUAACAACCACAUUCCCUGGUGUGCCACAACCAGUGAUUAUGCCAAAGACAACAAGUGGGGUAAUUGCCCUUUUACAGGCAUUGUCACGGUAGGCGGUAAUGAUCCUGGAAAAGUGUGUGUCUUCCCCUUUUCCUAUGACAAGCAGAUGUACUUCGAAUGCACAACAAUCAAUAACAACCACAUUCCCUGGUGUGCCACAACCAGUGAUUAUCCCAAAGACAACAAGUGGGGUAAUUGCCCUUUUACAGGGCCUCCUACCACUGGUGGAAACAGUAAUGGUGCACCCUGUAAAUUUCCUUUUAAAUACAAUGAUAAGGAUUACUAUAACUGCACUACAGACAAUGAGGAAUCAAAAAAACUCUGGUGCGCUACAGUUUCAAAUUAUGCUCAAGACGCAAAGUGGGGAUACUGCCCCACAUCAGGCAUUGUCACGGUAGGCGGUAAUGAUCCUGGAAAAGAGUGUGUCUUCCCCUUUUCCUAUGACAAGCAGAUGUACUUCGAAUGCACAACAAUCAAUAACAACAACAUUCCCUGGUGUGCCACAACCAGUGAUUUUGCCAAAGACAACAAGUGGGGUAACUGCCCUUUUACAGGCAUUGUCACGGUAGGCGGUAAUGAUCCUGGAAAAGUGUGUGUCUUCCCCUUUUCCUAUGACAAGCAGAUGUACUUCGAAUGCACAACAAUCAAUAACAACCACAUUCCCUGGUGUGCCACAACCAGUGAUUAUCCCAAAGACAACAAGUGGGGUAAUUGCCCUUUUACAGGGCCUCCUACCACUGGUGGAAACAGUAAUGGUGCACCCUGUAAAUUUCCAUUUAAAUACAACAAUAAGGAUUACUAUUACUGCACUACAGACAAUGAGGAAUCAAAAAAACUCUGGUGCGCUACAGUUUCAAAUUAUGCUCAAGACGCAAAGUGGGGAUACUGCCCCACAUCAGGCAUUGUCACGGUAGGCGGUAAUGAUCCUGGAAAAGAGUGUGUCUUCCCCUUUUCCUUUGACAAGCAGAUGUACUUCGAAUGCACAACAAUCAGUAACAACCACAUUCCCUGGUGUGCCACAACCAGUGAUUAUGCCAAAGACAACAAGUGGGGUAACUGCCCUUUUACAGGCAUUGUCACGGUAGGCGGUAAUGAUCCUGGAAAAGUGUGUGUCUUCCCCUUUUCCUAUGACAAGCAGAUGUACUUCGAAUGCACAACAAUCAAUAACAACCACAUUCCCUGGUGUGCCACAACCAGUGAUUAUCCCAAAGACAACAAGUGGGGUAAUUGCCCUUUUACAGGGCCUCCUACCACUGGUGGAAACAGUAAUGGUGCACCCUGUAAAUUUCCUUUUAAAUACAAUGAUAAGGAUUACUAUUACUGCACUACAGACAAUGAGGAAUCAAAAAAACUCUGGUGCGCUACAGUUUCAAAUUAUGCUCAAGACGCAAAGUGGGGAUACUGCCCCACAUCAGGCAUUGUCACGGUAGGCGGUAAUGAUCCUGGAAAAGAGUGUGUCUUCCCCUUUUCCUAUGACAAGCAGAUGUACUUCGAAUGCACAACAAUCAAUAACAACCACAUUCCCUGGUGUGCCACAACCAGUGAUUUUGCCAAAGACAACAAGUGGGGUAACUGCCCUUUUACAGGCAUUGUCACGGUAGGCGGUAAUGAUCCUGGAAAAGUGUGUGUCUUCCCCUUUUCCUAUGACAAGCAGAUGUACUACGAAUGCACAACAAUCAAUAACAACCACAUUCCCUGGUGUGCCACAACCAGUGAUUAUCCCAAAGACAACAAGUGGGGUAACUGCCCUUUUACAGGGCCUCCUACCACUGGUGGAAACAGUAAUGGUGCACCCUGUAAAUUUCCAUUUAAAUACAACAAUAAGGAUUACUAUUACUGCACUACAGACAAUGAGGAAUCAAAAAAACUCUGGUGCGCUACAGUUUCAAAUUAUGCUCAAGACGCAAAGUGGGGAUACUGCCCCACAUCAGGCAUUGUCACGGUAGGCGGUAAUGAUCCUGGAAAAGAGUGUGUCUUCCCCUUUUCCUUUGACAAGCAGAUGUACUUCGAAUGCACAACAAUCAGUAACAACCACAUUCCCUGGUGUUCCACAACCAGUGAUUAUGCCAAAGACAACAAGUGGGGUAACUGCCCUUUUACAGAAGUAACUUGUCAGAUUAAGUCAACCAGUUAUGGAAUGGAAAGAAUCGAACCAGAGGGAAAAACAAUUUUCAGAGCUGGAGAAACAGUAAAAAUUACCUGCUCUGAAAGAUACUGGAUAUUUGGCAUAAAAGAAACCACAAAAUCAUUUACAUGCCAAAUUGACGGGCAAUGGGAUUACGAGCCUACUUGUGUGGAUAUUAGAUGUGAAGUUCCACAUGACAGGCGUGUUUCUGAUCCAGAAAUUUACUUUAGAGGAGACUUAAAAUUGGAUGCAGAAAUAUAUUACUAUUGUAAUUCUGGAUAUAUUAAAAUGAGACGGCUGGCCAAAUGUACACGAGACGGCUGGAAACCAGAUCCACUGUGUGCUGAUAUUACAUGUGAAGCACCAACAAUCCCAAAUGCAGAGAUUGAGGGAGAUCAGAGACAAAACUAUGAAGUCUCUUCAAGAAUAGUAUAUAAAUGUCACUCUGGAUUUAAACCAGAGCAGCGUGUACAAAUCACCUGUAAUUCCCAGGGCCAAUGGACAGGCAUACAGCACUGCACUGAGGAUGUGCGUUGUGACAUUCCUCCAAAAGUGGAAAAUGCAGUCAUGACCUCUGACCCUCAGAAAUUUUAUCCUGAAGGAUCUUCUGUAACAUACAAAUGUCGAAACUUAUUCACAAUCAGGGGGCCUAGCAGAGUUUUUUGCCACAACGCAUCUUGGGGAGAAACACCGAAAUGUGAAGUUUUCUGUUUAAAACCUCUUCGGACAGUAAACAAUGCCAUGCUGGUAGAUGAAAACCAAGACAAGAGAGAAUAUUCAUAUGGAGAUACAGUACACUAUAAGUGUGUUGAGGAAUUUGAGUCGAGGGAGACAACUGCUAAAUGUGACGUACAAACCUGGAUUUACCCGAAAUGUAUUAAAAAAUCUCAGUGUUCCAAACCAACAAAGUACAUGACGUUUGUGACACUGUUAAAUGAGAAAAAUGUGUACAACAACUUUGAAAAUUUGUCAUACAAGUGCAAAAGUCCAUAUGAUAAAAUCCCAGAAGGUACUUGGACGUGUGAAGAUAAAGAAUGGUAUGGAGCAUUUGUCUGCACAAGUGAAAUCUGUCCACCACCACCUCAUCUUGAACAUGGAGACUAUACUGUAGUUAGAAAGAAUGGUGAAGUAAUUACAGAGGUUUAUUAUACUUGCCAAAGAGACUAUGUGCUAGAUAAACAACAGCAAUAUUAUAAGUGUCAGAAUGGGAGAUGGGAGACCCCUCCAAAGUGUCUGGCGCCCUGUGAAAUUACAUCUGACAGUAUUAAGAAGUACAAUGUACAACCCCCCCAAUAUAAGGUCUAUGUAAAACAUGGUGAAAUGUAUGGACUUUAUUGCAAUUCUGGAUGGAAUAUUGGAGAUUGGAGGAGAUCUGAACAUCUUUACGUGUCGUGUUCUAAUGGAGAGUUAAUAUCUGACAAAACUUGCAAUACAGACAAUUAUUUUGGGUGAAAAGAAACUGGAGUGGAAACACUGAGAUCUGAAGAUCCCUCUGAUGUAUCCAGAGCAUGAAGAUGGACACACAAACACACACGCAUGCAGACAUAUAUGUUCAAUACUGAUUCCAUUAACAUGCUUAUGUUAAUGUUAUCUGAUUUUAUGUGAUUUAACAAAAACUUUUCUUUUGUCAAAAUUGAUUCAGAAAAAUGUUUGGCAUAAAAACAUUGUAUUCAAACACUUUACACUGAGUUUAAUAUCCUUUUACAUUAUUUUGUUAUUUUCUUUACACCUAAAAAAUAAAAAAUAAAUGUUAACCUAAAAAAAAUGUGCUUCAUGCUGUAACAUCUAAAUAAACUGGUUUGAAUCAA
Myxocyprinus asiaticus (Chinese sucker) is the source of this 4625-nucleotide messenger RNA. RefSeq lists its product as uncharacterized. The record is from RefSeq and is a predicted model, not a curated record. Gene Ontology annotation, molecular function: heparin binding. Lineage: Eukaryota; Metazoa; Chordata; Actinopteri; Cypriniformes; Catostomidae. The transcript has 26 exons. Gene Ontology annotation, cellular component: cell surface. The coding region runs from base 145 to 4269 and encodes 1374 amino acids.